AUGGCAGACAGUGUGGGUAACGCUAAUCUUGGCGAUGAGGAUUUGGAAUUUAUUUCGGAGGACUCCGAAGCAUCUGAAUAUAGCGAUCGUGAAAAGGACGGCCACGAAGUAGCCGAUCAUCAUUUAAAAAACAAAGAAGAAGAAGAAGCAAAACUGGAGGCAGACUUUGCUGUCGAUACUCACGGUGAUGACGAAGAUGGUGAUGAUGAUGACGACGAUAAUGAUGGACAAUUGGCAAGGGGUAAAACAAUUCACCUUCAGCUGCAGACACAGACAUCAAAGAUUGCGACGACUAGACGUUCAAACUGUUGUUUUGGCAAGCGUUGGUCGAAGUCCGAAGAUGUUUUGCUCAAAUCGUUGGUGGAGAAACACGGUGAACGCUGGGACAUUAUUGGCACACACUUUAAAGAUCGGCUUAAGCAACAAGUCCAGCAGCGUUGGGCCAAAGUGAUUAAUCCGAGGCUCAUCAAAGGCCUGUGGACUCGCGAUGAGGAUGAGAAAGUUAUUGAAAUGGUGCAACGUUUUGGGACCAAGAAGUGGGCACUAAUUGCGCGAUUUGUGAAUGGUCGCAAUGGCAAACAGUGUCGGGAACGUUGGCGCAAUCACCUUGAUCCCAAUAUCAAGAAGACCGCUUGGACCAAGGAGGAGGAUAAGAUCAUUUACAAUGCUCACAUCAAGCUGGGAAAUCAGUGGACAAAGAUUGCGAAACUUUUGCCAGGACGCGCAGAUAAUGCGAUUAAAAAUCAUUGGAACUCGACAUUGCGUCGUAAAUAUAAUGUUGAGCAACGAUCGGUGAAUACGCUAACAACGGGCGAUUUGAAAAGCUCUCGCACGCAUCUCGUCACUUUGAUCAAAUCCGGUGGCAUAGGCGGCAUUGGUGCCAAGCCACAACAACAGCAGCAGCAACAACAACAGGCUGGCCAUGGACUGGUAUCGAUAUCAGCUUCGGCGCAAUCGUUUUUGCAAUACACGGAUCUAAAGCUGGGCCCCAGACCAACACCCAAUAUCUUGAAGCGAUCCCGCAAGCAAAAUGCUGCUGUCGACAAUGGGCUGGCAACGACACAACAUCCGUAUGUUGAACUCAAGAGCGAAUAUAAAAACAAGCUGCCCAAAUCGCAAGUUAUAACGCCAUUCAAAUCAUUACCCUUUUCGCCGAGUCAAUUCCUUAGGUCACCCUGUCUGACCACAUUCGAAGAUGUGAACUUGCGCGCUAGCACGCCCGUUGGCAUUGAAACACCUCAUAAAAGUAUUGUUGGGCUGCGGACGCCAACUCCGUUAAAGAAUGCUCUCGCUGCCAUUGGACGCUCCUAUAUUCCCUCAAGCCCGUCGAGUCUGGUUGAGGAUCUGGCCGAAAUUAUCAACGAGGAGCAGAUGAAUGAUUCAGAGCUUAGCAAGAACAGCAAAGGUGUCGAAAACACUGAACGCAACGAUCGCUCGGAUCUUGAGUGUUCCAAUUCACUUGCAUACAGAAGCGGACAUUCCCCAGCGCCAAAGCGUACAAGUAAAUCAUUGCUUCCUAAUUGGGGCUAUAACUUACAAUAUGGAAAGAAAACUUUACCAUUCGAAACCGAAACACCAAGUAAAUUUUUAUCAUCGGAGCAAUCGCCAGCACAUUUUUCGCCAAGCAACAUUAUGAAAGAUUCGCUAUGCGUCGGUAAGGAUCUGCUUUUCGAUGAGGGCAAAAAAGAGAAUCGGCCAUAUUAUCAUCGGCUUCGUGGCUCAUCUAGCAAUCAUCUGUUAGAUCCAAAAUGGGCUCGUGUUGCUUUCGGAAAAACCGAAGAUCAAAUUUUCAUGGAACAGCAGGCGCAUGCAUGUCUCGGUGUAAUGCCGCGAUCGUUAAAUUUUGAGAAGCAAAAAUGAGUUCUUAAUUAAUGUAGAUCAUGUAAAAAG
Drosophila nasuta is the source of this 1890-nucleotide messenger RNA. Its product is annotated as myb protein-like. The transcript is spliced from 2 exons. Gene Ontology annotation, biological process: regulation of DNA-templated transcription. Lineage: Eukaryota; Metazoa; Arthropoda; Insecta; Diptera; Drosophilidae. Bases 1 to 1860 code for a protein of 619 amino acids. The record is from RefSeq and is a predicted model, not a curated record. Gene Ontology annotation, molecular function: DNA-binding transcription factor activity, RNA polymerase II-specific; RNA polymerase II cis-regulatory region sequence-specific DNA binding. Gene Ontology annotation, cellular component: nucleus.